AUACUGGCUCUAUAUAUAGAACUAGUAGAUGUUACGCAUAAAUCAUAUAACCAAAAACCAUUGUUUAAGCAAAAAUUGAAGCAUAAAGAUGGCAUCAAAUCAAGAAGAGGUGAAGCUUUUUGGACUGAGAGGAAGUCCAUUUGUAACGAGGGUAGAUAUAGCUCUAAAAUUGAAGGGAAUUGAAUACGAAUAUUUGGAAGAAAAAUUAGGAAACUUUAGUGAUGCACUCAUCAAAUAUAAUCCAGUUUAUAAGAAAGUUCCGGUAUUAGUUCAUAAUGAAAAGCCCGUUUCAGAAUCAAUUUUGAUUCUUGAAUAUAUUGAUGAAACAUGGAAGCAAAAUCCAAUCUUACCUUCUGAUCCUUACAAAAGAGCUUUGGCUCGUUUCUGGUCAAACUUCAUAGAUGAUAAGUUUUUGGGUGCGGUAAGAAAAGCUACUUCUUCUCAUGAUGAAAAGGAACGUGAGGAGGGUUUUAACGAAGCAGAAGUGGCUUUACAGUUUCUUGAGAAUGAACUCAAGGAGAAAUAUUUUGGUGGACAAGAGAUUGGGAUUGUUGAUAUUACUGCUGUCUUUAUAGCUUUUUGGUUUCCUGUUAUUGAAGAAGCUGCAGGGUUGAAGUUGUUUACUAGUGAGAAGUUUCCUAAGCUUUAUAAAUGGAGUGAAGACUUCAAUAAUCAUCCAAUUGUGAAGGAACAGUUGCCUCCAAGAGAAACACUUUUGGCCUUCUUUAAAGCUCGUUUUGAAAGUCUUGCUGCUUCAAAAUAGAUUAUAGGGAAUUUAAGGAGAUUUGUGUGAAGUAUUAGUUAACGAACUUUUAUGUUGUAUUAGAUGAUAUGCACCCUUAUUGAAUGAAACAUGUGUCCAACCACUUUAGUUGAAAUUUACUUUUAAAGCGAGGAACUUAUAUGUGUUUCACUUAAUAAAAAAAAAUUAAAAAAAAUUGAAUAUUAGAGAAAUUGCUAAAAAAAAUGUUACUAA
Vicia villosa (hairy vetch) is the source of this 976-nucleotide messenger RNA. RefSeq names its product probable glutathione S-transferase. Gene Ontology annotation, biological process: glutathione metabolic process. Bases 89 to 763 code for a protein of 224 amino acids. Gene Ontology annotation, molecular function: glutathione transferase activity. Gene Ontology annotation, cellular component: cytoplasm. The transcript has 2 exons. The record is from RefSeq and is a predicted model, not a curated record. NCBI's taxonomy places the organism in Eukaryota, Viridiplantae, Streptophyta, Magnoliopsida, Fabales, Fabaceae.